AUGGUCAAAAAACAAAGGGCAACAGCAGAAACAACGUACACUUACAAGAUAUUAUUUCCAAAGAGUGAAUCCCCUUUCUUUGCCUUUUACUUCACCUUUCUCAUUAUCUUCGUCAUCCUCAUUUCAAACCAAUCCGAUUCUCUACCUGCAGAUGAAACUGCACUAGAUAGCCGAGAUGAGCAUCAGCUCACUGUUAGUGACGAAAGUGAACCUCAGAUUAACAAGAAAUUUCGAAUUGAGAAGUGGCUAGAAAGAGGAACAAGACGUAAAAUGGAAGAUAGAAGACGUAGAGAGGAAGAUAAGAGACGUAAAAAGGAAGAUGAAAAACGUAAAAAGGAAGAUGAAAAACGUAAAGAGGAAGCUGAUAAACGAGAAGAAGAAGAUAAAAUACGUGAAGAGGGAGAUAAAAGACGUGAAGAGGAAGAUGAAAAACGUAAAGAGGAAGAUGGUCGAUAUUAG
Molecule: messenger RNA, 459 nt
Organism: Helobdella robusta
Lineage: Eukaryota; Metazoa; Annelida; Clitellata; Rhynchobdellida; Glossiphoniidae
Exons: 2
Coding region: 1-459 (152 amino acids)
Source: RefSeq, a predicted model, not a curated record